CGCCCAGUCUCUCUGCUAUCUGCAGCCCAGACACAGCAGCCCCGACACGGACACGGACCCUCGCCCUACGCCCCCCCUCCUGGAGCUCCAGUGCCUGUUUGGAUUACUAAUGGAUGGGAAGAACACAGUCCAGUUUUAAAGUGGGAAACCUGGGGGUAUUGACAGUUUAAAACCACAAGCCUGAGAAGAGAAGAGAAGAGAAGGGAAGAGAAGAGAAGGGAAGAGAAGAGAAGAGAAGACACCUUCAUCUUUUCUGGACUACAAACCAAUUAAAAAUCUAUUGGACGAUCUAGCAAACAUCUGCAUUUCUUCAUCAUCUAGAAACUUUCUGAAACGUUGGUAGACAUCUAGCAACCAGCUGCACACUUUGGUGCAUUUUAACCUUUUUUCUUCCCUGGAAUUGUCGACUUUACUCAACAAACGUCAGUCUUGAAGUCAUUUUCCAGAAUCUCUGAACUAGAGUUGCGUCUCUCUGAAAGGUACCGUAGAAUUUGCUAAGCAUCAAGUUGGUCAUUUGGUUCCUGAAUAUUGGCACUUUUUGGGAACUUUCUUGGCAUUUUAAUUGAAGCUCAGCACCCAGGUCUGAAGUUCAAUAAGAAGAAUCUUAAGAGGAAUCAUCCACAUUAAAUAUUUGGAUCAUGGCCCCUACUCUUGCUUUGUGGUUGGGCCUUUUUCUGCCUCUUCUGUUGACGGACGCAAAGACCGUUCAGCAACCUGACAGUCAGAGCGACACCCUCAACAAACCCUCAUCCCUCGUCAAACUGGAACCACUCUGGAUCUCCAAGCAGCUCAAGACCGGCGAGGCCCCCAACAAGAGCCUCCCACUCCCAGAAAUGCUGGAUCUAGAUGUGGACCAACCCCGCCGCCUGGCCCGCGGCGCAGAGGAAGAAGAACAACAGUCCACCUUCAGCCAGUCCUUCGAGAACGACUCCGUGACGACACCACAUGACACGGCGUUUGACAACGGGACUAAAGUAGCAGCAGGAGACCACGUCCACGGAAACACCUCCAGCUCGGACCCCGACGCCCCGGGACUCUUCAACCCGUUCUACCCGCUGGCGGAGGGCUCGUACGCGGCCUACGCGGUUCUGUUCCUGGCCGGCCUGGUGCUGGCGCUGGGCGUGGUGGGAAACAUGGCCGUCAUGUGCAUCGUCUGGAACAAUUACUACAUGAGGUCGGCCUGGAACUACCUGCUGGCCAGCAUGGCGUUCUGGGACUUCCUGGUCCUGGUGCUAUGCCUUCCUGUGGUGGUUCUCAACCAGCUGUCCAAUAGGAGGAUCCUUGGUGACAUCACCUGCCGCAUGGUGCCCUAUAUGGAGACCGUGUCUCUGGGCCUCACCUCCUUCACUCUGUGCGCUCUGGGCAUCGCUCGUUUCCACGCCGCCACCUCCUCCUCGCAGCCCAAGGCCCGGCUGAUGGAGCGCUGCCGCUCCAUGCUGCUGCAGCUGGUUCUGGUGUGGCUCACCGCUCUACUGCUCUCCAGCCCGGAGAUCUUCCUCUGGCAGCUCACCCAGUCCGUGUCCCCGACAUCAGGCCUGCUGGUGGACUCCUGCUCCAUCACACCUUCCUCCCCUCUGUCCCUCUACCUGCCCGACUCCCUGCACUCUCUGUUGCUCAAGUAUCACCAGGGGCGUAUGUGGUGGUGCUUCGGCUGCUACUUCUGCCUGCCCAUCCUCUUCACCGUCCUCUGCCAAAUGGCCACCCGCAACGUCAACAGCGACUCCAGCUCCACCCAAAAGCAGCGCAGCCAUGACGACCGCUCGACCAAUCAGAAGCACCAGCAGCACCAGGCGUUGGAGCGGCAGCUGAACUGCACCCUGCUGGCAUUGGCGGUGGUUUACGGCGUCUGUGCUCUGCCCGAACACGUCUGUAACAUCACGCUGGCCUACGCAAACAUCUCCAUCUCCGAGGAAACUGCCUCCAUGCUGGCUCUGUUGCAUCACUUCCUGUUGUUCUUUAAAUCAUCAGUGACCCCGGUGCUGCUGCUGUGUCUGUGCAAGGCUCUCGGUCAGGCCUUCAUGGACUGCUGCUGCUGCUGCUGUCAGGAAUGUCAGCCGAACGCGACUCAAGGCUCACCAAAUAUCAAACUGAAGGCGGCCAAUGAGACGUCCAUCUUCUUCGACAAGGCUAAAGAAACCUCAGCCAUCUUGUCGAUCUCCAGCUAGAGCUAUAGCAUCCAACAUCUCCUCUUCCAUAAAACAACCUAUCUUCUUUUUUAUCCUCAAACUCUGUUUCUCUUCUACCCUAAGGUUUCCUUAACGCUUCAGUUUCCUUUAUCCUUUCUUCUCCACAAUGCUUGUUGACCAACGACCAUCUUUUCUUCAUUUUUUUCUGUCCUCUUUCCUUCUCUCAGAGUUUCCAUUUGUAUGAUAUUCCUUUAUGGACACAGUGUUACCCCUUUCAGCUUCCUGUCUGUGCAGGAAGUGAUGCUUAAUCCGUAGUGAUUAUUAGAAAACUUGCUGUUCUUGCACAACCACCUGUUGUAAAACCAGGAGCCCGUUUCAGGACCCUCCGAAAGGACACUUCCCUCCAACUGGUGUAAAAAUGUAUGAUAAGAAAUAUCCUGGAUAUCUUCUUUGGUUGGUCUGAAGCUGAAAGCAAUAUUUCUAUAAGGAAGAUCUACUGUGUAAAGGCUAAAUGAGUAGUUUCAAACUGUGAUGGAAGAUUGAUGAGGAGUAAAAAGAAUCUGCUUUGAGGUUUAGUGCCACACGAACAUAUUUUGGUAUAGUGCAGAAUCAAGUGAGUAACUUCUUAGUUUUGGCUCUGACUAUUAACCUAGUUUGCUGAGAAGAGUGUACAGUUGACACAUUUUCAACCUGUGGGGCCAUUGAUCAUUGGUCCAUCUGUCAAACUAUCAAUAAAAAAGAGGUUGACAUCUAUGAAGAGCUAUUAAAAAUAACUGUAUGACAACUAUUUCCACUGGCUGGCGUGAAUCCGGAAGAAACCAAACCUCCUAGGGUAAAGGGGACGAAAAACAUCAACAAACGUCUAAUUUGAGAGAUCAUGAAACCACCAGUAAGUGGGGUUGUCCAUGUCCGUUUGACAUCUUUUGCUGUGCGCUACUUGUGUAAGAUGUCAACCCUGGUCAGAGUUCAGAUAAAAAAUAGUCUCUAUGUAACAACAAUCAACCAAUCAGAGCUUUGUGAGCAUGAUUAUGAAAGAAUAUGUCUUGAUCUGUUUGCAAACUAUGGAUGAAAUGGACGAAGCUGAACUGUUUAUAGUCAAAUUAUUUUUACAACUUGUGUUUCUGGGAAGAAUAAUGACUGUUUUCAGAAGGAAGUGAAGGGGGGGAAGGGAGGAGUUUUGAACAGGACCAAGACCUUAUAAGUGCUGAUGCGGUGUCUUUGUACAGGAAGUUAAACUGUGUAGUACAUUUUAAAGCAUAUUAAUAUGUCUCUAGCACAGUCUUUUCACUCAGACUGUCAAACAACUAGAACAAAACGAAGGAACAGAAGUUAUGAAUGUAGCUUGUUUUAAUGUUAGAUCUACAACUAAUUGCAUCUCUGUGUGAAGGGAAUAGAGAUAGUCAUUUUUCUAUGUCACAAGAAUGUGUAUGCCUUUGUAAUGCUCAGUUUCACAAUGUAAAAUCCAUAUAGGUAUGUGUCAGAGCCGCCUGUGCCUUAGUGCCUCCUCAGCCCUCAGCUAAAUCUACCGAAAUCAACGCAUUCAGAAACAAGAGUAGAAGUCUGACUAACUUUGUAUUCAACAAACAUAUCUUUUACACUGAAUAGUUACUUUGUAUUUGAAAUUCCAAUAUGGAGAAAGAGCUAGAGCGUCUGGGUGCUAAAAUUCACUGUUUGAUAUACAGCACUUUUACAGUGGCCCCGAUCUACAGAAGGUCAAGAUGUUUGUUUCCAAUUUUGCACAAAAGAAACAAGACAUACUAACAGCUCGAGUCCCACUGGUGUCGUGUUUGAGUUCCUUGUAAAUGUGAAUGAAGUUGACAUUGAGUGCCCUCACAGAACAGAUUAACUUUAGUGCCUGUCUUAUAUUUGUCUUUUUAAGUGUCUCUGAAGGUUGUUUUUAUCUUGUGAACAAGGCAUAAACCAACCAUUGGGAUGUAGAGGUGGUAAUUUAUAAAUAAAGCUGUGCAAUUUAAACUGGA
Trematomus bernacchii (emerald rockcod) is the source of this 4105-nucleotide messenger RNA. Its product is annotated as G-protein coupled receptor 37-like 1. Gene Ontology annotation, molecular function: G protein-coupled peptide receptor activity. The record is from RefSeq and is a predicted model, not a curated record. Lineage: Eukaryota; Metazoa; Chordata; Actinopteri; Perciformes; Nototheniidae. Gene Ontology annotation, biological process: adenylate cyclase-inhibiting G protein-coupled receptor signaling pathway; positive regulation of MAPK cascade. Gene Ontology annotation, cellular component: signaling receptor complex; plasma membrane. The transcript is spliced from 4 exons. The coding region runs from base 639 to 2165 and encodes 508 amino acids.